AUGCCACCCACUGUGACUACUUCGACCAGCAGCGGCACGCCAACAGCAAUACCAAUCAUCGCCACUCCUACUCCCUCAGACGGCUUCAAUGGCGAAGAGUUCAUCAACAACCUCGGCAGCGAUUUGGCGCCUCUCUUAACGCUGUUUGGAGAGCAAGUUACGAAACAAUUCCUCAGCAUGUCGCUUGGCUGGGCCGAUCACAUACUUCUCGCUGUUGGUCCACUGGGAAUAAUCACUACCGUGGUUUCGGCAAUUCGCGUCUCAAAUGUUAGACUCUUGAAGGCUGUCAUUGGUCGAACUGGAGCUACUCUCAUCGACAUCAUACGCAACGUCGGAACUCUGGACUGA
Molecule: messenger RNA, 348 nt
Organism: Alternaria conjuncta
Lineage: Eukaryota; Fungi; Ascomycota; Dothideomycetes; Pleosporales; Pleosporaceae
Exons: 2
Coding region: 1-348 (115 amino acids)
Source: RefSeq, a predicted model, not a curated record